AUGACGGUCUUCGACUACCUAUGGCGGAAGAUAUCACAAACUAAAGCCAUAGAAAAAUCAAGUGGAGAAUUGGAAACAGCUUUCUUUGAAUCUGUUUACAGAGUAACAUACCUUGUAGGGUUUUCAACAUCUGACGAUGACUGGCCCUACCUGAUAUAUAGUUCAAUAGUUAAGAUAUCAGUAUGCUUGGUGGUGUUAUCUGAAUUCUGGUACAUGUUUACAUUGACAACAACUUUGGAUGAAUUAGCAGGAUCCAUCAAUAUAACAGUCAUACAUUGUAUGACAUGCUAUAGAUUCGUGAAUAUGGCUGUUUAUAAAGAUGUAUACAAGAAACUUGCACAGGCCAUGGAGUCACCGUACUUCGAUAUUUCUACCUUUAAAAGAAAGAAAAUAACAAAGUUUUGGGCACAACAGAAUGAAAAAUAUCUAAAAACACUCCUCAUUAUAGGAAACAGUACACUUGCAGCUUGGUUCAUAAAUCCGUUAAUAGAUGGAGUGGAGCAUAAUGUAAUAGGAAGUAUUUACGUUCCGUUCUCAUAUGAUACUACGUACCGCUACACCAUAGCUUACCUCAUGGUUAUAGUGCCAUUCACAUACGCUUCAUAUUACGUCAUGUUGAAUGAUCUGAUCAUGCAAGCUCACCUCAUCCACCUGGUCUGCCAGUUCAAUGUACUUGUGGACUGUUUUAAAAAUAUUAUUUAUGAUUGUCAAGGAUCCGACGUCUUUGAGUAUAACAACAACCUCUUAAUUACCGAUAAAUUCAAGGAAACGUAUGUAAAGAGACUAAGGGAUUUGGUUGAGCAGCAUCGAAGCUUACUGAGCUUGGCUAUGAAACUUCGACAUACACUAAGCGGUCCUAUGUUAGCGCAGUUGGUCGCAAGUGGGAUACUUAUUUGUUUCGUCGGUUAUCAGGCAACUACGAUAGCUUCAGCCAGUUUAAUCCAGGGUCUCACCAGUAUUUUGUACUUGGGAUACAAUCUCUUCGCAUUCUACAUUAUUUGUCGUUGGUCUGAAGAAAUCACUACACAGAGUCAAAAUAUUGGUGAGGCAGUAUAUUGUUCCGGGUGGGAGCAAGGCGCUUCCAUAAUUCCUACAGUCCGUUCAAGUCUACUUCUGAUAAUUGGGCGUGCGAAUAUACCUUUAAUAUUUUCUGCUGGAGGGAUGUACAAUCUGUCACUUCAAUCAUACACUUCUUUGGUAAAGACUUCGUACAGCGCACUGACAGUUCUGCUGAGAUUUCGUCAAAAUUAGCCAUUGUGUCAGUUUAAAUGAGUUUACAAAGAAAU
Messenger RNA from Achroia grisella, 1286 nucleotides. It is a transcript of the gene Or-64, whose product is annotated as odorant receptor 13a-like. Gene Ontology annotation, molecular function: olfactory receptor activity; odorant binding. The transcript is spliced from 9 exons. NCBI's taxonomy places the organism in Eukaryota, Metazoa, Arthropoda, Insecta, Lepidoptera, Pyralidae. The record is from RefSeq and is a predicted model, not a curated record. Gene Ontology annotation, cellular component: plasma membrane. The coding region runs from base 1 to 1251 and encodes 416 amino acids. Gene Ontology annotation, biological process: sensory perception of smell; detection of chemical stimulus involved in sensory perception of smell.